Fusarium odoratissimum NRRL 54006 is the source of this 282-nucleotide messenger RNA. RefSeq lists its product as uncharacterized. The record is from RefSeq and is a predicted model, not a curated record. The transcript has a single exon. NCBI's taxonomy places the organism in Eukaryota, Fungi, Ascomycota, Sordariomycetes, Hypocreales, Nectriaceae. Bases 1 to 282 code for a protein of 93 amino acids.
AUGGACGUUGCUGUCAUGUCUUCCCUCGACCUUGAUCUGGUCAGAGCCAAAGAUCGUCACCAGAAGAGGCUCAACAUCAACGACGAUCUCUCCUACCGCAACGAAAUCAUGGCUAACGUGGCCGAAGCUAUCUCCAGACUCGAGCGUAGAUCAGCAUCGCAGGAGCGACUUCUUCGUUCAAAGCUCUGCUCGAUCUUUGACGCAGCUGAUGCGCUGAUCCUGAAGGAGAACCUUCCGCGGGAGAUUAGCAUCGUGAUCUCGACCAAAGCCAAUGACGAAUAA